This is a messenger RNA of Paramacrobiotus metropolitanus, 668 nucleotides long. RefSeq lists its product as uncharacterized. Bases 182 to 628 code for a protein of 148 amino acids. The transcript has 2 exons. The record is from RefSeq and is a predicted model, not a curated record. Lineage: Eukaryota; Metazoa; Tardigrada; Eutardigrada; Parachela; Macrobiotidae.
GACUGUAUAGCCCAGACAAGGUGUAACUGGCUGUUCGCUGAUUACUGGUUAUUAGCUUAUUAGUAUUUGCUGUUGGUUCUAUAUAGUGUCGAACCCCAGUUAUCAUCGGCACCGUGAUUUGGAGAACAAGUUUCUCCAUUUUUGUCCAAAUUUCCCGUGCAGUGUGUGCUCGUAGUCAGUCAUGGGCGAUCACUUGAGAUUACGAUUUAUGCUGUUCUGCUUAGUUGCGGUCAAUGUACAAUGUGCGAUGGAGGCCAGUAACAAUAUUACUACCACUUUACAUGGAGAACUUCCGGAUUCCGAUCAAUUCGAAGGAUUCGACAAACUGACCACCAGUCUGUGCGCCGACGCAAACACCGAUAAAUCGGCCAACGUAUCUCAUGUCAAGGAUAAGCUACAGCGGCUGGUCGGUGCCAGAUCCUACCUGAACCAGACGGACAUUCCCGCCGAUCAGCAAGACGUCUUAUUUCUCGCGCAGUUCAACGGCUUGUUAGCGCUGCUGGAACACGUUGGUCUGCACAGUUUGUUGGCGUAUGUAGUUAAUCGCAACUUUUCCGUCUGUGAUUGGGAACAGGCGCUUAAUUACGCGUGGACGCCCAGCUUUGGUAAACUGCAACUUCAUGUUUAGCAGUUUUCACAAUUUUCGCAGCCAUCGCGCAUGAUGCAUG